Messenger RNA from Pollicipes pollicipes, 2718 nucleotides. Its product is annotated as Werner syndrome ATP-dependent helicase homolog. The coding region runs from base 63 to 2306 and encodes 747 amino acids. NCBI's taxonomy places the organism in Eukaryota, Metazoa, Arthropoda, Thecostraca, Pollicipedomorpha, Pollicipedidae. Gene Ontology annotation, cellular component: chromosome; nucleus; cytoplasm. The transcript has 16 exons. Gene Ontology annotation, molecular function: nucleic acid binding; ATP binding; four-way junction helicase activity. Gene Ontology annotation, biological process: double-strand break repair via homologous recombination; DNA replication. The record is from RefSeq and is a predicted model, not a curated record.
CUGAAUUGUCUGCAUUUGCAUCUCAAACUGAUGUCUUCCAUAUAGUUACAAAACAAGAGAAGAUGACUUCAAAUGCCACUCCUGCCCCAGAGCCAUGCCACCUGGCCACUCUUCAGAAGUAUUUUGGGCAUCUGCAGUUCAGAGCCAAGCAGUGGGACAUUAUUUGGAGAGUCUUAAAUGGCGCGUGUGACCAGCUGGCGGUGAUGGCCACCGGGUCGGGCAAGUCGCUCUGCUACCAGUACCCGGCCGUGCACCGGGCCGGCCUCAGCGUGGUGGUGUCCCCGCUCAUCUCGCUGAUGGAGGACCAGGUCCUCUCGCUGCAGCUGUCGGGGAUCGCCGCCUGCCUGCUGGGCAGCGCCCAGACCCGCUCCGGUGAGGUGAUGCGGGACCUGCGGCGGGGCAAGUACCGCGUCCUCUACAUCACGCCCGAGUUCGCCGUCGAAAAUAUGCAGUUUCUGCAAGAGCUGGUCGACUCCGCGGGCGUAACGUUGGUGGCAGUGGACGAGGCGCACUGUGUCAGCCAGUGGGGUCACGACUUCAGGUCCUCCUACAGGAAGCUGGACGUGCUGCGGAAAGGGUUGCCAGGUGUGCCGAUCCUGGCGCUGACGGCGACAGCCACGCCGGAGGUUCGAACAGACAUCGUCCGCUCGCUUGAGCUCAGGAACUGCGUCACGCUUGUGACGUCUUUCGAUCGCCCGAAUCUGUUUCUGGAGGUGCGGGCCAAAUCCUCGAGCGCCCUGGGUGACCUCACAUCACUCAUGCAGCGAGUCGACGGCAAGUGGCGCUUCGAUGGCGCCACUAUCGUCUACUGCCCCACGCGCAAGGUCACUGAGGUCAUCCACACCGCGUUUCUCAACUCCGGGGUGCCGUGUGUGAUGUACCACGCCGGCAUGAGUCUGCCUCAGCGGAAGGCAUCUCAUGAGCAGUUUGUCCGCGACAAGGUGUCCGUCAUCGUCGCUACGGUGGCUUUCGGCAUGGGCAUCGAUAAGCCAGAUGUGCGCCGUAUCGUGCACUACGGCGCCUCGCGGGACGUGGAGUCCUACUAUCAGGAGAUCGGACGGGCCGGCCGCGACGGUCAGGCGGCGGCCUGCACCGUGUUCUUCAAGUCGGCCGAUUUCGUGCUGCACAGACACUUCCUGGGUACGGUGAACUCGGCGUCGUACCUGCAGCACCGGCUGGACAUGCUGACGAGCUUCGAGGCGUUGCUGAGCGGCACCGGCUGCCGCCGCCGCGCGCUGCUGCGCCACUUUGACUCGGUCGCCGCGGCUGGCGAACGGCACGGUUGCUGCGAUAACUGCAACAACAAGUAUGGCAACAAGCGGACGGCCGGCCCGGACGCCACCGAACAGGACGGCGGCCGCAAUUUCGCGGCGCAGGCGGCCAUGCUGCUGGGGGCCGUGCAGCUCUGCAAGGGACGGUCCGGCUUGAGUACGCCCAUCCUUUAUCUGCGAGGCUCGUCAAACAAGAAAGUCUGGGAGUGGCUGAAGGAGCAAGAAGGCCAUGGCUCGGGAAAGGAAUACUCAGAUGUGUUUUGGAAGGCGCUAGGGAAGAUGCUGAUGUUCGAGAAGUACCUGGGCGAGCGGGGCGGAGGUGCGAUGCGCGCCCGAGGCGGUGCCAUGCGGGGUCGCGGCCGCGGCGCGCCCAGCUUUUUCACCACAGUACACGUCACUGCCAAGGGCGAGGAGUUCUUGAAGGCCUAUGCCCGUGAUCGCGCCACCCGGCUGGAGCUCGUACCCACCGAGGGCAUGCGCGCGCAACAGCGGCCCAACCACACCGACUUCGCCGACGUGACGGCGGCGGCUGGCUCGGCGCGCCGCCAGGUGCUGCCGGACCGGCCGGCCGACGACCAGGCCGUGUGCGGCGUGACCGUCGAGCCGCUGCCCGACCCGACCGAGCUCAAGUACCGGGGCCUGCUCUACACGGAGCUGCUGGCGCUGCGCUCCCGCCUCAGCGACCAGCUGGGCGUCAUGCCCUACAUGGUGGCCAGCAACAAGACGCUGCUGGAGCUGGCGCGGCGGCGGCCCAGCUCCGUGCGCCGGCUGGUCGCCGUCGAGGGCGUCACCGACAUCAAGGCGCAGAAGUACGGCUACGAGAUCGUGGAGCUCAUUAGCCACAUGGCGCUCAAGUACAACCUCUCCACGGACAACUUCCCCGAGCAGGCGGCGGGCGCGUCGGGGCCGUCGGCGGAGGAGGAGGAGGCGAUGCUGAUGCACAUGUCGGAUACGCAGCGCCACAGCUACGUCAGCGUGUGCCGGGACGGUCUCAGCGUGGAGCGAGCGGCCGCAGAACGGUGCGGACUCGUCUGAACCGGAGCCCAUCCUCUUGCCAGUCCUGGUGGGGCUGCACGGGGAGAGGAGAGCGUCGGCGUUCUGCAAGCUUCAGCUUCGAGGCGACUCUUUUGGAUCCGUGCCAGAUUGUCACGAAUAAUGCAGGAUUGCCAGCAUCAGUAUCUUUUCAGCGAAGCCGUGGGGCAUCCAUAGCAAUUUUGCGGGGAUGUUUGAUUACCAUGAAUGGGGCGAGAUCAACAGCAUCAUUUCAUUGGAGCCGUGAAUGCCUUGGAUUUAUGGAACGCUGUCAUCCUGUUGCGGGUUGUACGAAGAACCUCUGUUCACUGAAGCCGUACUGCCACUGUGCCAGUGACCGUGCUCACCCAUGCGGGCUCUGUUCACUGAAGCCGUGUCGCCGCUCUGCCAGUGACCGUGCGCGCCCGUGCGGGCU